Penicillium manginii is the source of this 3513-nucleotide messenger RNA. RefSeq lists its product as uncharacterized. Gene Ontology annotation, biological process: chromatin organization; negative regulation of transcription by RNA polymerase II. Gene Ontology annotation, molecular function: chromatin binding. The transcript has 4 exons. The coding region runs from base 1 to 3513 and encodes 1170 amino acids. The record is from RefSeq and is a predicted model, not a curated record. Lineage: Eukaryota; Fungi; Ascomycota; Eurotiomycetes; Eurotiales; Aspergillaceae. Gene Ontology annotation, cellular component: pericentric heterochromatin.
AUGGCAUCUGACGUUGAGAUGGGAGAUGCCGGCCCUGACCAGCAUUCAGAUGAUCGCUCUCUACUAUCAACGCCCGUCAGUUCGGCAGCCUCGGAGUAUGAUGUUGAAGAAAUUCUGGCCGAGAGGAAAGUUCGCGGAAAAACAGAGUAUCUUAUCAAAUGGCUGGGAUACAUAGAGGAACGGUCUGACUGGGAGCCCGAGGAAAAUUUGAACUCGCCAGAGAUACUUGCCAGCUGGGCUCGGAAAAAGGCCGACAUCAAAGCAAAGAAAAAACCCCCUUUCGAUGUUAAAGGCCUUGAGGCAAGGAUCAAACAAAUCGCUGAGAAAACGAAGGAGCGCAAGAAAGUUCGGCAAGCUCGCCGGAUUGAAAGGAAUAUGAGACUAAAAAGCAUCAUCAUAUUCUCUGAUGACGAGAACUCAAAUCACAGUGCGCUGGAGCCGCAAGGCGGCGGAGAUGGCGAUGAUAUUGAUGACUUGUUUGUUGUCACCAGCAUCAACAAUUCAGAAGAUUUAUCUAGCCAGUCCCAAACCAAAGGUCUCAAUACUACUUCCACCACCUUGGAUCAUCCCACCACUGGAACGGCCGAAGCUCCCAUUAAGCUUACUCAAGCCGCAACCACCGAAUCAAAAUCUCCUCUCGGUGCUACUCGAGCCUCUCCGGGACGUAUACAAGCUACCGCCGGGGCUUCUCAAACUCCCACCCAUUCUACCCAGGAUCUCCAAGGUAGGCCGAAAGCUUCCCUCGGUGUCCAAGAAACCAUUCAACCUGCGGCCGAUAUUUCUCAAUCUCUUCAAAGCUCCACGCAGCCCACCAACCCUCCCAAUCCCAAGUCUAAAACAUCGCAAGGGGCUGCUCGCAGGACCUCAACUUCGACGAAAUCAUCGUCGAAUGGGAUAACAAGGUUCCAAGCCCAUCCUCCAUCCAACCUUCCUGGGUUCGGAAAUGCGAGUCUCGCCCCUGCUGCCAAAAACACGGCUCGUCAUGUCAAUACUAAAUGGUUUGGGCGGGGGUCAAAAUGGGGAAGAGAUCAAGCUCCAGAUGCAAGCGAGCUACAACUUUUGAAGCCAUCCGAAUUCAGCCCAUUGAAGAAUCCACAAGGAAACAUCCCUCCAAUAACCACACAGAUCACGAGUGAACAGUCAAGUGGAGUGGGAAAUAUGACUUCGGGAAAUCCUAGCCCUUCAAGGACACGCCCCACCGAGUCACAUCAGUUCCCUAAGGACCAACCUACGACGGAUAACCCCAAGUCCACUUCUUCGUCACAUUCAGACCAACCCCUACAGUAUCCCAGAGCCAUGGAUCCGGAUAUCGAAGUUCCUCGUCUUUCUGACCAGGUAGUCGGUCGCGAUUUCUCUUCUCGGCUCAGCAAUCCUUCACGCCCUGUUUCUGAUAAAUAUAGACCUCUUGGGCGAUCAACUGCAAGGCGAUCAAUAAAGGGCUCAAAUCGGCCAUUUGAAGCUGGCCCGUUGGAAACCCAACCACCGCGAGACUCUUAUCGGCCAUCAAAUGACCUGUGGCCUCUCCAGGGCCCGAAUCGAUCACGGGGGUAUCACAAUCGAUCCUCAUCCCCUCCAUCAUCGCCAUCCCAAAAUGCGUCAGCACUAGCUCUUGACUUCCGCCGCCACUCAAUGAUUUCUAGAAUCCCCACCUCGGGGGCUCACACCAAAUCAAAUCCGAUUAAUUCCAGAUAUAGGUCCUCGCCAACUGCAGUUAUACCGGUUCAUGCGCUCAAUAAAACUGAAACCCUCGAAGAAGAAAUAUUGCGAAUGCCAGUCGGCAUACCGACCCAAGAUUCAAUUGGUCUAUGGCUGCGUCCUUUCGGUCACUUCUGGAAUCCAGGAGAGGUCUAUGCACACGUGUUCUAUGGGCCUGACAAGAUACCUGUCGGUGCAGUCAGAGUAUGCGGCAUGUCUUUUGAGGUAAAGAGGGAACUCCUCAGUUCCAAGGCGGGAAAGAGCAAUCGGUUUGAAAUGUGGUUCAAGGAUCUAUGCAAUGGGGAUCAAUACGCCGAACUAUGUCAAAGGGCUUCAAGAAAUUCUGCCUUCGGCAACUGUUGGAUGGAAGGUUUUCAGGAUACCAACCCCCAACUCCUUCGCAUGGCUCAUCAUCUACGUCGGAAAAAUGUCAUGGCCAUUUUUUACCCUCAAGAUCCCAAGGGAGAUGUUUGGCUUGCGUUCUCUCGCGCGUCUCCCGACUACAGCUUUCUCGAUCUCGAGUCGGAUUCUAAAAGGGUUCCAAGUGGCACACCUCUUCUCUUGUCUGUGCGUGCGGCGUUACCUCCAUUGUCUUCACUGCCAGUCUUUGAAGAUACGCCGAGCGAUAUGGGUGCGCUCAUUUCUGAUGAUCCUUUCGCUGGAAUCGAGGAAGCCACCAAUUCUACGCCUCAUAUUCAACCAGGCGCAGCUCUACCCCAAGGUCAUGAAAUCGGUGCCAUGGAUGCUUCUAUGUUGACCGACCAAGCGAAAGAAGGAAUUGUCAAAAGCUUCUUUGCAUCCAUCCUCAAAACCAGCAUUAGUGACUUGAACAGGCUAAGCGAUUCUUCGAUAGCGGAGAAUUUCUUUCUUUCCUUUCCUCCGGAAGAGGAAGAAGAAUUUCAGAUCAUGCACAGAUGGCUGUCCUUGAAUAAUAUGACCGUCUACUCUAAUCGAGACAAGAAUGGCUGGUCUAGGUUUAUGGACAAUAGCAAACGUGGCGUUGUCGUUUUUCAUGAGUCUUUCUCCGAAAUCCACUCGCAAUGCCCAGGAAUUAGCAAAAUCAUGAUGGGCGAAGUUUCCAACUUCUGGAGUGUCCGUCUGUAUCAGAAACUUGAGUGGGCGGACCCUCAUGGCCUUUGCACAAAUGACCAUUUCCAACCCCUCUUCCCCAAAGGGGGCUUGAUCCUACUUGCGGAGGACAUCUUCCAAGAUCUGAGAAAAAUUAAUAUUCUGGCAGAAAACGACGAGGAAAUCAAAUUUUUGUUAUCCAUUAUCGUCUCAAUCAAGAAAAUCAAUUCGAUUGACGACUAUUUUCAGGAAGAAAGCCUACGAGCCAGCCAGAUUCAUGAACCGAACAGCAACGUUGUUUCUCUUUCCGUGGCGGGUUAUGGUUCCCGCUCUGAGGAUGACUGCCCGGUGGUCCUGAAGGGCCUCUCACAGCAAGAGCGAGAUAUGGACCAUGUAGCCGAAGCGUUUGCAGGCUGGGCACUGACGAAGUCAGCGUGUUUUCGAAGAAUGAUCAUUAUUUCAUCUGUUCAAUCAAACCCUCUACGAGACCGCUGGCGAAGUUGGAGCCAUAUCAUUCUCAUGGAUUCUGAUGAUUUUUUUGCAAAAUUCAAAGUUCGCGAGAAUGUGAUCAUGGAAAACCUUCUUAAAGAAAGGCGAUCAAACCAAGCCGUCAAUUCCCCUGCAGAAAUCACUCCAGGUACCCCAGCAACCCCAGCAGAUCCUCCAGUCGGUGAUCCUCCAGUCGGUGCCGAUCCGAGCGACCCCUGGAAGUGGCCCUCUGAAUUUCGCCAAUCCGGCUCAUACAGAUAA